Mauremys mutica (yellowpond turtle) is the source of this 4756-nucleotide messenger RNA. RefSeq names its product sarcoglycan beta (gene SGCB). The record is from RefSeq and is a predicted model, not a curated record. Gene Ontology annotation, biological process: muscle organ development. The transcript has 6 exons. Lineage: Eukaryota; Metazoa; Chordata; Testudines; Geoemydidae. Gene Ontology annotation, cellular component: sarcolemma; sarcoglycan complex. The coding region runs from base 62 to 1024 and encodes 320 amino acids.
GGCUGGCGCUAGUCUCCUCACGCUGGGCGGGACAACAACAGCACAGCGGCAAGAGAGGAAGAUGGCGGCAGCGGCAGGAGCUGCAGCCGCCGCCUCGGAGCAGCAAAGUUCUAAUGGCCCCGUGAAGAAAUCUAUGCGAGAGAAGGCUGUGGAGCGAAGAAACAUUAAUAAAGAACACAACAGUAACUUUAAGGCUGGAUAUAUCCCAAUUGAUGAAGACCGUCUCCAUAAAACAGGCUUACGAGGCAGGAAAGGCAACUUGGCUAUUUGUGUGAUUGUUCUCCUUUUUAUUUUGGCUGUUAUCAAUUUGAUUAUCACACUUGUCAUCUGGGCUGUGAUUCGUAUUGGGCCCAAUGGUUGUGACAGCAUGGAGUUUCAUGAGAGCGGCUUGCUGCGAUUUAAACAAGUAUCCGACAUGGGAGUUAUACAUCCAUUAUAUAAAAGUACAGUAGGAGGCAGGCGUAAUGAAGAUUUGGUUAUCACUGGAAAUAACCAGCCUAUUGUAUUUCAGCAAGGAACAACAAAACUUAGUGUUGAAAAGGACAAAACCUCCAUUACCAGUGAUAUUGGUAUGGAAUUUAUUGACCCAAGGACACAAAAUACUUUGUUCAGCACAGACUAUGAGACUCAUGAGUUUCAUUUGCCAAAUGGAGUAAAAAUUUUGAAUGUACAGAAGGCAUCUACGGAGAGGAUUACCAGCAAUGCUACCAGUGACCUAAAUAUAAAGGUUGACGGACGUGCCAUUGUUCGUGGAAAUGAAGGUGUUUUCAUCAUGGGCAAAACUAUUGAGUUUCGCAUGGGUGGUGAUAUGGAACUAAAGGCAGAAAACAGCAUUAUCUUAAAUGGAACUGUGAUGCUCAGCACAUCUCGACUGCCAAGUUCUUAUGGGGAAAAGUUUAAUAAUAUUGACUGGCUGCGCUAUAAGCUCUGUAUGUGUGCAGAUGGAACUCUGUUCCGAGUUGAAGUAAAGACCCGCAACAUGGGUUGUCAAACCUCAGUCAACCCUUGUGGAACCACACACUAAACGCAAAGUACUGGGACAAGAGCAGUCAUGAAAGUUCAUUUACGUUUUUACAUUUGUGUGUAUAAAACAAUUGCAUGCCAAUUCUGUUUUUACAACAGUUUAUUAUAAUACUUAUAGUUGCUGCAAUCUGCAUGGAGUGAGGUGUAGAGUUGUGAGGAUGCACAUUGUUCCACCUUUGGCUCUGCAGAGAUUCCUUGGAAAAAGCAAUACAGUUUGCAGAUCUGUUACUUGUUCCAUAGAGCCUCUUUUUUGUUGUGCAGAUCAUUCUUUAAGAAGUGGACUAUGGGAUAACUGUGGUAAGAGGGACGCUCUGGCAACAUGGCUUCACUGGAGCCAAGCUUUGUGGCAGUAGCAGGAAACCAGCCACAAAGGAAUAAUUGGGAAGGAUCUUUCCAGUUCUUUAGAGAUAAACCCUACUGGAAGGGGCCAAAAGGCAAUCUGACUUCUUUUAUAUAGAUGUGUUAUAUGCUGAUUUUCAGCCCACCCUCAGCCAGACCUUCAUUUUUGCACCAGUAAUUAUUUAGAGUGCAGUAAAGGUCAGUCAUCUAAAUAACUGCUUUGUAGCGACAAUCUGUACCUGACAUCCAAGUAACCAUUUCUCCAUCUCCAAAUAGCCAUACUCACACUUUGGAUGCAAAAACAGAGGCUAGCUUUCAAAACUGUAGCUCUAUAAAUGCAGUGAAAUCUUUAUUCAAAUAGAUUCGGUUUUUAUUUGCAGUUGAUGCAUAUUGGCAGUUGGACUCUAAUAUGAACUCUAGACAAUUUUCUUUUGAUUGUUUUCAGUUAAUUAGAGACAAGCAUAUGCUGACUUAUUUGAUCCUUCAGACAUUAAGAAAAAUCUGUGCCCAACAUUUUAGGCAGAACUGGGACAGUCAAUUAUUGUACUGUAUCUGCUUUGAUAUUUAGAAGCUUGUAUUCUACUUUGAAGAUCCAUUUUUUAUUUUUUUUUGGAGGGUAGCAAAGCAGCAUGUAUUCAAAUACAUGAUCAUGUAGUAGUAAAUAUAAAAUUAAUGCAGAAAGCUGAACAAUAACUAUUCACAUAGAUAGAAACAAAAGUAACAAAUUCUUAAUGGGAAUCAAAGGAUAAUACAUUUUCUGGCUUCAGAGCACAUCUGUAAUUUGACUCAGUAAAGAUGGCAGCUGCUGCCCAACUGUUAAGAUAUGUAUUUUUUUUCUUUAGGAGAAUAAGUUGCUUCUUUGUAAGGAUGUGCCAUACUUUAUUCAACCAGAAGCUUAGAGAAGAAAUUGGGAAUUAAACUUUUAGGAAGCAAUAGAAAGCCAUUAAGUAGCUAUAAAAAAAAUUGUGGAUGGAAUCAAUUCUGAUACUGGGAAUAGCAGUAUCAAUAGCAGGCCAAUGGAUGUAGAUGUAUGGGAAAAUCUUAUAUCAUACUAGCUUGCAUUUUGAUCAUUUCCCCAAACAUGUAUAUGCUAUGCAGUCCUGAAUGAAAGCGCCUACAGCAGAAUCCUAUUUAAUUUUCAAUUGCUUCUGCUAUGCAUUUCAGUGUCUGUUUUUAAAAAAAAAGAAAAAUUCUCUAGAUUCAGAAUUAUCAUGGAAAUAUAUUUCCAUACAUCAACAUUAGUUCAUACUUAUUGUUUCAGCAGAAUCAUUCAUUUUUUUCAUGUUUGAAAUAUUUAGUUGGCAAUUCUGAAAAUUGGAAUUUAUCAGAAGUAUUUCUUGAACUCCCAGCAUUAUAAUAGCUAAGUACCAGCCUAGUUAUGCUACAUUUUUAAAUUAUAUAAGGUAUUUAUAAUAUAUUUUAUUUAUGUUGCUGAAGUGAGGUGUUUCAAAGGUGUAUUGAUAUUAGCAUUCCUCUACUAUAUUAGGGGAACACAGUUUUUUCUCGGGUACCUUAAUAAAAGAUAUUCUAUGGUAUUCUACAGGUGAGGAUUCAAAACACUGUAACAACACUAUUGUAGGCCAUAGUGAUUUAGACCAUUACUUUUCUAAAUAAAAAAAAAAGUGUAGCUAUUUACAAUGACUAGAAAUAUAAAUUUGUUACUAAGUAAACUGGUAUUUAAAUUCUAAAAUGUUCUGUAGUUCUAAACAUGACAGUAAUCUAGGUCCCAAUUCUGCACUGUAUGGAAGCAUCUGCCUAAAUUUAACAUCAAUAAAAUUAAUACAUGCUUAAAAGUUAUGCAAGUUCUUAUGUAUCGUGAUGAAUUGGGGUGUUAAUGAAACCUUUGCACUUGGAGAAUGAUGGCAGCUUUUACUAAAACCCUCUUAACUGUUUUUGGAGAGAGAAUAAUGUAUUCCAAUGUAAAAGAUAAACUUGCUAAUUAUAAGGCUUUUAUACUUGUUACCGUUAGUUAGAAAUAGUGUUGUUUUCUAAUAGCCACUAGUGAUCUUAAUAAUGGAGGCCAUGUAAGUGAUUUCCUGUGCAUGGUUAUUAACAGGCUGUACUAGACAAUACAUUUCUAGUACUAAUAGGCUUACAAAUGUUACACAUUAACUUCCCCACUGAAUGUGGAACUUAUGAAAAGAUAAAUAAAGUCUAAUCUAGUUUUAUUGACUGACAGUGCCCAAAAGGUGUGGUAGGCACGUCACAAAAGAUCAUCACAGUCCUGCACUGGGCCCUGCUGAUGUCAGUGGGACUCUGCACGAAUGCGGGAGUGUACCUACAUGGAGCUGAUUGCAGGAUUGGGGCCUUAGUUUAGACAUGAUGCAACAACUGAGUGUGUCAAACAGGAGGGAGGAGAUGGUGUUAGGAUGAAUGAUGGCAGCAGCAAGAUGAUUUUUACUCCAGGGGUUUAGUUUUAAAAAAACCCAACAUAAUAGUGAAAGUAAUUGUCUCACUCACUUUAGACAUGGAAUAAAUGUUGAUAACAUUUUGCACAUAGACAGCACAUUACAUUCAUGGAGCUUAAAUUGCUUUACAGAAGUGGAUAUUUGUUAUCCUUAUUAAUAUUCUUUAAAAUAUACAUUUCCCUGAAACAUAAAUUCCUUUGCUGUGUUAGGUAUUGGUAUAUAGAACUUGUGUGUUCUCAAUAUGCUCAACAUGGCAAAGAAACAAAAUGAAAAGCUUUUAGUAUCUUCACUCCAUAUUACUAAGGGCAGAUUGAUACUUUGUGGGCUUCAAUUUAUAGAUGUUUCAUUUUGAAAAGUUUUCAGCAGCACUUUCUGUCAAAGGUAUAUAUGAAAUCUGUAUGGGCGCAUUGUGGCCAUUAUAUGGUUAAUAUUGGUAAUUUUGGCUAGUUAUGUGCAUGACCACAUGACUGCAUACAGUACCUGGAUGUUGAGUUCUUCUCACUGAGGUACUAAAUGCAAACUGUAUUUGAAAGAACUUGUCUCAAAACCUGUAAUAGUGUUAAAUUAUGUAUUUGGAUUUGUUUAAAAUGUCCAUUUGUAAUUUAAAAUUAGCAAAAAUAAUCGUUGCCUUCCAUAAACUUUACAGAGAUCGAAAAAAUAUUGAUGCCAUAUACACCCUGUGUUGUGCAUUUAUGUGUGGUUUAACUUCUAACUGCAUCCCUUUAUAUUUUCUGGAUGUUUUUGUUUAAGUCGAAGAUUUCUUAUGUGCUCCUGUAUUUAUUUAACUACUAGAUACAUUUGAGAUUCUAGGAAUAUUGAAGUACAUGCCUCUGUGUAAAAUAGUGUUACAUACUUCCAAAACCUCUUGUUCUCAAAGAAAGUUAUUCUCAGCAUUUGUAUUGAUUGUUGUUUCAAUAUGUAAAACAGAGUGUUGAGUUUUUAAUCCAUAUGUUUUUGAAGUGAAACAAAUAAAUUCUAAAAAUCUA